GUUUAAUACUAGAUGACUUUAAUGUUGAUUUCCAAAUGUAUACUCUUCCGGUGUUGAAGUGUAUUAUCAAACCAACAUGACCACGAGCACACAGGUCCAGUGACCAAAAAGUUUCAUAAAUGCACUCAUAGAUAUCGCUAUAAGAGUUUUCCUCCCUUCUGCAUAACUGUUACUCAGUAUUGUGCAAUAUAAAAAAGAACCCAAAUAAAAAAAGAACAAUAAAAUCAGCAUAACAAAGAACAAUAACCGAAAAUGGGUGAUGGAAUAGAUGACAAUCCUAAAAAAAGCACAACACACAUUAUAGGAAAUGUUGAAGGAAAAGGAUUUAAAGACAAAGCAACAGCCUUAAAAACAUUACAGAUUUUAAAAGGUCGUGAUCCACUCUAUCAAUAUCGCAGUAUUCUUACACUGAAAACAUCAUGUCGCUCGGCCUUACGAAGAGUUAAAAAUCCACAAAAAAAGAAAAAUUUAGAAGAAGCUUUGGAAGUAUUUCAUAAGUGGAUAGCAAAUUAUCGAAAGAAAGAUUUGGGCUCUCAAACAAAUUUGUACAUACCGGUGUCCACUUUAGAAAGGUUUAUGCCUUUAUUAAAUCACUAUAAUAUCGAAAAUGAGUUUUUGGAUGUUUAUAUUAAAAAAUGUAAAGGUGAUCAUAAAAGAUUGCGUGAAAUAAAAGGUGAAAAGUAUGAUAAAACAUGGGAUAUUGUUCGUAAUGCGGAAAUUAAAAAAUUGAAGAAGCAAUCUGAAGAAAAUGAGGAACGUUUAUGGACUGAAGACAUGAUUCCAUCUGAGAUUCAUGCGAAAAUGAUAUCGUGGGCCUAUAGUCCAGAUAAAGAGAUAAGACUCAGAUGUCAACAAGAACUGUUUGAAAAAAUUGAUGCAAUUAUUUUAAAAUAAUUAGUAACUAACAACUAUAGUAGUAAAUGUGUUACAUCAUUUAAAUUCUUGAUUUCAGUUAUAAUUAUUUUGAAUAAAUCUUUUUAACGUUUUUGACA
Messenger RNA from Chrysoperla carnea, 992 nucleotides. RefSeq lists its product as uncharacterized. The record is from RefSeq and is a predicted model, not a curated record. Lineage: Eukaryota; Metazoa; Arthropoda; Insecta; Neuroptera; Chrysopidae. The transcript is spliced from 2 exons. Bases 253 to 894 code for a protein of 213 amino acids.